GCCCAUCUGGCACGAUACUCCAAACAAUGGCUGCCGCUCGCGUGAUCCUGCUUGUAUCCCUGUUAGCCCUCGCGGCCCCGGCCGCUGCCGGCUACAGCAAGUGGCGGCACAGAUGGAGAAAUGAUGCCGAAGUUGGUUACCGGCCGGAGUUCUUGGUUUCCCGCAUGGACGACAGCGAUCUCAAGACCGAGUUGGAGGCGUGCGACGUCGACAUGACCCAGCACAAGUUCUCUAUCGGCCACCGCGGGGCGUGCCUGCAGUACCCCGAGCACACGAGGGAGUCGUACGAGGCCGCGACCAAGCAGGGCGCGGGCAUCAUCGAGUGCGACGUCACCUUCACCAAGGACAGGGAGCUCGUGUGUCGCCACGCCCAGUGCGAUCUUCACACCACCACCAACAUCUUGGCCACGGACCUCGCCGCCAAGUGCACCUCCCCGUUCGUGCCCGCCGACGCGGCUGCGGGGACCGACGCGACCGCCACGUGCUGCACCAGCGACAUCACCCUCGCCGAGUUCCGCACCCUUUGCGGAAAGAUGGACGCCUCAGACGCCUCCGCCACCACGGUCGAGGAGUACCUGGGCGGCACGGCCAACUUCCGCACCGACCUGUACUCGUCCUGCGGAACCCUCAUGACCCACGCGGAAUCCAUCAAGCUCAUCGACGGCCUCGGCGCGAAGUUCACCCCCGAGCUCAAGUCCCCUUCUGUUGAGAUGCCCUUUGAGGGGGACUACACCCAAGAGAACUACGCCCAGCAGAUGAUCGACGAGUAUAAGGCGAGCGGCAUCGAGCCGGCCAAGGUUUGGGCGCAGAGCUUCAACCUCGCGGACGUGGAGUACUGGAUCGCGGCGGAGCCCGAAUUCGGGGAACAGGCGGUCUUCCUCGAGGAUCGGUUCGACGAGGGUGUGGAGGAUCCCAACGACCCCACGACGUGGUCCGUGCAGAUGGCCGACCUGGUUGCCAAGGGUGUAGAAGUGGUCGCUCCCCCGAUGUGGGUCCUGGUGACCCUGGAGGACGGAGUGAUCGUGCCUUCGAACUACGCCCACGAGGCGAACGCCGCCGGCCUUGACAUCAUCACGUGGACGCUCGAGCGCUCAGGCCUCCUGACGGACGGCGGCGGUUACUACUACCAGUCCGUAGCCGACGCCAUCUUGAAGGACGCGGACAUGCUGACAAUGUUGGACGUGCUCGCCCGCGACGUCGGAGUGAUCGGAGUAUUCACCGACUGGCCAGCCACCGUCACCCACUACGCCAACUGCGUCCUCGACUUCCUCGACUAG
Messenger RNA from Ectocarpus siliculosus, 1277 nucleotides. The record is from the annotation of a GenBank genome assembly. NCBI's taxonomy places the organism in Eukaryota, Phaeophyceae, Ectocarpales, Ectocarpaceae.